Messenger RNA from Triticum aestivum (bread wheat), 1167 nucleotides. Its product is annotated as putative B3 domain-containing protein Os03g0621600. The coding region runs from base 1 to 1167 and encodes 388 amino acids. Gene Ontology annotation, molecular function: DNA binding. The transcript has 5 exons. The record is from RefSeq and is a predicted model, not a curated record. NCBI's taxonomy places the organism in Eukaryota, Viridiplantae, Streptophyta, Magnoliopsida, Poales, Poaceae.
AUGCCGCUGGGACCCGCCGUUGUCGACGUGUCAGAUGCAACGCCGCACCUCCUUCACGAACACCACAUGCUGCCACUGGUCCCAUCCCCUCCACAUGCAUUUCCUCUGCACUCCCAACCGAGCCCCAAGGCCCCUGACGACACCUUCAGGAAGGAGAUGAGCAAGCCAUGGAUGAAACACAAGGAGCUGGACGAACAUCGCUACCGGAACCACACAGGCGAGCAAGAUAAGAAUUUCUUCAAGGUUAUGAUUGGCGACUUCCAUGAGAGAAUGAUCAUACCAGAUAAGUUUGCCCAACAUUUCAGGGGGCAAAUAGGGCGAACUAUUAAGCUAGCAUCACGCCAUGGCUAUACUUCUGAUGUUCAGAUUACCAAGAAUUUGGCGAAACUAGUCCUUGAUUCUGGAUGCAAGGCGUUUGCUCGUGCCCAUAACUUGAGAACGGGGGACUUUCUUGUGUUCAAGUAUGAUGGCAACUCUGAACUGAAGGUUUUGAUCUUUGGCCCGAGCGGUUGCGAGAAACUUCCGGUGUGCAAUCUCAUGAAAAAUGCUGCUCCUGGUAAAGACUGGUGGGGGAACACUGAUGACAUUGUAAACACUUGUCAUGAUCCUCCCAUGAAAUUUCCACAUUGUGGAAGACAAAUUAGGCCAAGUAUGGAUAGCUCAAGGCAGGGGAAUGACAUCAUCAAUGUCAGCUCGUCGAGCUCUGCUUCAGAUUCAGCAGGAGGUAUUUCAUCUUCAGAAGAUGAUCUUUCCCUGCCAGGUUGUAUCCUCGCAAAUGGCACCCUCUUGAAUCUAAAUCAGGUGCAGAAGAAGCAACUUAAAGAAAAAGUCCGAGCUAUGAAUUCCGAAGUCCCCAUUUAUGGGUGUGUCAUAAGGAAGAGCAGUAUUUACGGAGCAACCCGUAGCCUUGAUAUAUCAAGAAAAUAUGCUGAAGUAUACCUUCCAUUUAAGGAACAAAUGCUGACCCUUCAGCUCCAUGGCAAGAAGUGGGAAGUGCGGUGUCGUGUUAAGAACAACAAAACCAAAAGGCUUAUGAGAGGGUGGAAGCAUUUUGCGCGUGGCAACAGCUUGUGGCUUGGAGAUGUUUGCCUCUUUGAGCUACUGAGAAACAAGAAGAAGUAUGUGAUGAAUCUCCAUAUCAUUCGCAAAUCCCUUUACAAGAGGUGA